Molecule: messenger RNA, 529 nt
Organism: Truncatella angustata
Lineage: Eukaryota; Fungi; Ascomycota; Sordariomycetes; Amphisphaeriales; Sporocadaceae
Exons: 1
Coding region: 17-250 (77 amino acids)
Source: RefSeq, a predicted model, not a curated record
UGACGGUGGAUCUGAAAUGCAUUCUAGCAUGUUUCGAGAGGUCCUUGCAUGUGAUUCAACCAAAUUAUUCCUGGGUUUGGUGAGAACUAAGCCUUCUCGAACAGAGGUGUAUUUCGAACGGUGUAUGUCCAUUCGAAAAACAGUUACCACAGUAGCCUUUUACACAUCCGUGCUAGUGCCCAGAGGAGCCUCGGUAGUAGCGCAGACAGCUCCAACACGUAUUGAGAGAACUGUCGCGAAGACGAUAUAGGAAGCGUGCACAUAUCGUGUAACAUCGAAUAUUUCACGUGUGCGAAGAAACCUAAUCGCGCGCAAGGAAUAAAGUGUGACAACUGUCGUCAUUCUAGGCCGAGAAGUACUGGAAUAUCCGAAGAAAUAAAAAAAAAAUAUAAAAAAAAUAAGGGAAAUGAGCCAUAUGCUGCCGAUAUGGGUCGUAUGGUCUGAUAUCCGGAAUGGGGUCUGUGGACGAUCAGUUUAAGGAUGACUAUAGGCAGCCAGUGGGGAUAUAGAAGUCACGUUAUUGAAUUAC